Molecule: messenger RNA, 1683 nt
Organism: Alternaria burnsii
Lineage: Eukaryota; Fungi; Ascomycota; Dothideomycetes; Pleosporales; Pleosporaceae
Exons: 3
Coding region: 1-1683 (560 amino acids)
Source: RefSeq, a predicted model, not a curated record
AUGUCAGCUGUUCCUUGGAAGCAGGAAAUCAAUUUCGGGAGUGCACUGCUGCUGCAUUCUUGUAUCACUGUCUUUCUCAAGGAGAUCAGCAACGGCUUCGCAGUACUCUAUCAUCUCUCAAUCCGUCAUAGGGACAAGGCUGGAAUCAAGACAUCUAUCGUGCUCGAUGGCUACACUUCGGUCUUUUCGAAAGAUCACGAUGGUGAGCUUGCAGAGCUGUACUUUACCAACACUGGGUUCAUUCUCUUGAUCGUCUCCCUCGCCUGUGCUAUCGCGAUGAACCUACUUCUACCAGCCACUGUACUCAACACUCUUAUCGCAGCGACAUUCGGCUUGACAUUCUUCGCAUCAGCAUUGGUGGCUUGUCGAGAGAGAAGCCUAGUGAUGCCGAUCAUGGCAUUGAGAAGGGCUGGUCGAUUCAUCUGGUCCGAUACUCCGUUCGUGAAUUUCUUCACGUUGAUCUAUGUCGCAGUAGUCUUGAAGGGUUCAUCUGAUAAGAUAGUACUCAGAGACUACGUGGUGUUUCGGUCUAUUGCCAUCCUUGAGUUGGUGUUCAUGAAGGCGAGAAUCGCAGCGGCUUCUGCAGAUAUACAGCAGACGAUGUUGGAACGACUCCUCGACAGUGAGUAUGUUAUGGUCAGAGGCAAAGCCUUUCCAAACCCACGAACUGCGCCCCCUUUGCUCGAGCGUGACCGCAUCGUCUCCUUCUCCAGCUCACAGCGUCUCUCCGUCAUGCUCUACAAAACGACUAUCGGUUACGCGGAUGGUUCACUAUGUGGCGCUUCCGGCCCUGCCGCCAUCACAGUCCCGAAGAAUUCUGGAUUCUUCAUCGACGAGGCUGAGGAGCGUGGCUGGCGCAUCUACCGCGUCUCGCCUACCCUCAUCGUCAUCGAGGAUUGUGUUCAAGUGAUGAUCACAAAGUUGCGCGAGAGAGCGCCAACGAAAGAAAGACGAGGCUUGGUGUUGCUCUUCACUCGGUUCAUAGCAUGGACUCAUGGGGUACUGCUGCGGCGGUUAGGUAGGCGAAGAGUCGUCUGGCUAUCGAGAACGAACGGACAUGGAUCGAAAGAGGAUUACUGGAGAGGAAAUGCUAAUCUUGUGACGGGCUUGAAGGAAAGCUGGUUGCACAGCCGACAAAAGUUCAAGUGUCUAGACCCUGUAGAAAACAAUGCGCUGAUAAGCUUCGAGAUGCCGGGUAGGAACCAGAGCAAAGACAACACCAAGAUGCCAUCCAACAUUACCGCUGCCACUACCACCCCACUCCACACUCCUCUGUCCUCACCCAGGUUCGCACCCCCACCACAAUCUCAUGUUCACUUCGGCGCCACUCCCCACCGUAGUCCUGUCCCGCGCUUUCCUUCCUCCUACUCCCACUCGAAAAAAUCCUAUUUCCCUAACCAGCCUCAAGCACUAGGCACCCAAGUCACUCUACAGGACUCAUCUUCAUCUCCAAGAAAACCAGCUCAAAACUUUGUGGACAUGCUGACACAAGAACAACUGAAAUCUAUGUCUGAUCUGGACAAAGAAGAGGAAGCGAGGCUAUCAAAGACACAUCGGGAGAAAUUGAGGAAGAUGGGUACGGGAAUAUCUAGAUUCGUUGGUCGACUGAAGAAGAGUGGUAGUAGUGUUGAGAAGGACGGGAAAUCGAAGCAGGGGACCGGGGAGCGCAUUGAGGAGGGUUGA